Chironomus riparius is the source of this 975-nucleotide messenger RNA. NCBI's taxonomy places the organism in Eukaryota, Metazoa, Arthropoda, Insecta, Diptera, Chironomidae. The record is from the annotation of a GenBank genome assembly.
CAAUUGUUCAAGUCGGUUCCAAGAUUUGUAAGAAAAAAAAGAAAUCUUCUUCAUCGCAAAACUUACAAUCUAGUUCAAAAUGAUUUUAAAUAUUGUGAUUUUUACAAUCUUUCUAAACCAGAUUAACGCUGAACUUGAUCCAAACUCAAAAGUCGUUACGAUUGAUUUAAAGAUUCCAGAAAAUUACGCUAUAACUUAUCCAACAACAACAAAUUUGAGAGAUUCAAGAAUUCUUCAUGGAAGUUCAGCAGCUAAUGGUCAAUUUCCAUUUGCAGCCUUUUUGCAUAUUCAACGAGGAGGUUCAUUAACGCAUUGUACGGGAUCGUUGAUUUCUAGUAAUUGGAUUAUUACGGCUAGGUCUUGUUUUGUAAUCAACCCAAACUUACCAGCUGACAGUCUCUUAGCAUUUCUCGGAUCAAAUGACAUGCAAAGUGCUUCAAUGGUCAAUUCCUUUGCGAACAGAGGUGCUUAUUUCAACAACGAUAAUGGAAUUAAUCCAAAUAUUGCAUUAUUCAGACUUUCUAUUGACAUGCCGACAACUAGCUUCAUUAGAACGAUCAGAUUGCCGAGAUUAGUUAAUGAAAAUUUUGGAUUUGAUGACUUUAAUACCACAACUAUUGGAUGGGGCAGACAAGCCAACAAUUUAUUCCCACGACUCCUUCAAUUUGCCAGCUUUCGCAUCCUAGGCGUGCAUUUAUGCUUUUGGAAUACGAACUUCCCAACAUUUGACUUUUGCAGUCAACAUCAAACAUUAGUGUCUAUGACAGACACAGAACGAGAUAUUGGUGGUGCAUCAGUGAUUUUUGAAGGCGAUGGUCAAAUGACAUUGAUUGGAAUCACUUCUGCAGUCAUGAAUUUGCCUAAUGGACUAGCUGUGAGUUCUGUUCGUGUUUCGAGCUUUUUGAGGUUUAUCAAUGAACAUACUGGAAUACCUUUUAGAUAGGAUAAGGAAGGAUGGUUGGAAUUUUGAGGACC